Boleophthalmus pectinirostris (great blue-spotted mudskipper) is the source of this 2032-nucleotide messenger RNA. It is a transcript of the gene armc7, whose product is annotated as armadillo repeat containing 7. Lineage: Eukaryota; Metazoa; Chordata; Actinopteri; Gobiiformes; Gobiidae. The record is from RefSeq and is a predicted model, not a curated record. The transcript has 3 exons. The coding region runs from base 92 to 670 and encodes 192 amino acids.
UUUAACGACGGAAAUGAAUCUCAAACGAGUACUGUUUACAUUAUUGUAUUUACAUUAUUUGUUAAACUAAAUUCUCUCGUGUAGCGUUGAAAUGGCCAGGAAAGGUUCCGCUGAAGGAUCUGAUCGCUUUGAAUAUUUACAGACCUUGGUCACUGAAUUUCAGGAUACGGACAGUGAAGAUGCUAAGGAACAAGUGCUGGCAAAUCUGGCAAAUUUCUCAUAUGAUCCAAAGAACUAUGACUAUUUGAAGGAUCUACAAGUUAUUGACCUCUUCCUAGACAUGCUGACUGAAGAGAAUGAGAACUUUGUAGAGUUUGGCAUGGGGGGAUUGUGUAACCUGAGCAUGGUGCCUGAAUUCCGAGACUUUAUUCUACAAAAUGAUGGACUAAACUUGAUAACAAAUUGCUUAUCAAGUCGGAAUGAAGAGACUAUUUUGUCGGCCAUCACCACCCUUAUGAACCUCAUCACAGCUAACUCUCGCUCUGAAGUCACACAGCCAGGGAUACUGCACUGUAUGCUGCGCUUCUCUCUGUCCGAAAGCCCUCGUCUCAGGAACUUAGCUUCAGUUUUUCUUCAGGACUGUUGCAGCGAGGAGCAGGUGACCCAGGCUGAACAGCAGAUGCAAGGACAGCAGCAGACUGCACUUGGGAUUCCACUGCCUAAGGACUAAAUUUAUAAUACUUAAACAUUUUAUUAUUUGAUACUGUGAAUCAGGAGCCCUACAGUGUUUUUAAGGAUACACUGGUUCCUUUCAGACUAUAGUGAGUGAUCAAUUUUGCCUACCCUCAUUUUAUAUAGAUCUUUUAAUAUUGAGUCAAGAUCACAAUGCAUCUUGAUUCAUGUAGUGUCUUUAUGUAGCCAAGAGUUUACAAAAGCCAGUUGAUUCUUGAGUCAUACUUCACUGUGAUUGGUUAAAUGGGCCUGUCAUUCACUCUGACCAUGACAGAAGCUGACCAAUAGGAGAAGUGGGUGUGAAAAAUGGGUGUUUGAGCAUGGAGCUGCACUAUAGGCAUGCUUGUAUCAAAAUAUUACAAUAUUAUAGGGGUACAACUUUAUUAUAUAAAGGGAUAACUUCAUAAUUUAUUCUUUAUUACCAAAUCACCCAGUCUUCAUCUUCACAUAAUGUUUAUAUAAUCUGAAAACCACCAGUAGCCAAUUAUGCUUUCAAACAUGUAGUAUGUUGUGUGCCGAAUCUAUGCAUUAUGGGACUGGAUUUACGAAAGGUUUGUUAGAAGUGAUAAAUCAGGACUAAACAGGUUAUUGCCAAGUCCGUAGAACUUGUAUAUUCCGAUUAUUGUUUCCACACAACUGUGCAAGCUUGUAUUAUUGACUAAUUGAUGACAUUUUAAUCAGAUUUAAAAAUUUAUUGAUACUGAUUUAAAAGACAAGCUUGAAUUAUUACCAUUCACAUAUAUUUUUGGCCUUCAGUCCACAUGUUGGUAUUUUUAGAAGUUGUACUGCAGUUUAACAGUUGGUAUGCAGUCAGUAUUUUAUACAAAGAUAGAAACAGUUUAAACAAAAAUAGUUUCAAUAUUUUUAUAGUACAUGUUUAAAAUAUAGCAAGUAGUACAAAAACAUCACUUGACACUAAAAAUAUAGUAUUGAAAAGAUGGAUAACUAAAUUUACUCGGGACUCUUUGUUUUCAGACCAUUUGUACAGUACAUUCUUCUGGCUCAGAUUUACAACAUACCAGGCAAAUGCCACUGCGCAGGUUAAUUUUAAUUGGCUGGCCCUUAUACCUGGCACUUGCUAUGAGCAUACCACAUCCUGAAGGAUUUUGUUCAAGCCCAAAAAUAUGCAAAAUAAAAAAUCUUAAAUAAACUUGGGGUUCUCCAUUAGUGUUGAGAGCACUAUUUGUUUUUGCCCAGGCUUUUAAAGAGCUAUUUCUGGGUUGAGUCCUUCAGGUCUAGACAGAAAACGACAUCCUAUCCUUAAGCUCAGCGUCAGGUGGACGGCACAUGGACCAGGACGGGACCAGGAGGAAAUUCUUUACAGUUUUGGGUUAAAGUCGACUCUGUAACACUUGUCCAU